AAUUCCCAGUUGCCUGUUCGGGAGUUGGUGCGAUCCAAUAUGGCGUCUGGUUACGUGAAAAGGUCAACGGCUUUGGUUGGUUUGGCAGUUUCCAAAGCACCCAGGGAGGCUCUCACAAAGUUGUAUAAAGAGACAUUGGUGGUGUUGGGAAGCAUGCCAAAGAGUGCCCAGUACCGUAUACACACAGAGCAGAUCACUAAACAGAGACUAGAUAUUGUGGAACAGGAGAGUGACAUACCACAACUGGAAAACAAACUUGGAGCUGGACAAAUUGAAGAAGUUAUUCAACAGGCAGGAGAUGAGCUGUCUUUGGCCAAGAAGAUGCAAGAUUGGCAACCUUGGGAACCACUACAAAAUCCUCCACCUGCAGACCAGUGGAAGUGGCCAUGACAGUCUGGAUGAAAAAUUUG
Messenger RNA from Pocillopora damicornis (cauliflower coral), 410 nucleotides. Its product is annotated as NADH dehydrogenase [ubiquinone] 1 alpha subcomplex subunit 5. The record is from RefSeq and is a predicted model, not a curated record. NCBI's taxonomy places the organism in Eukaryota, Metazoa, Cnidaria, Anthozoa, Scleractinia, Pocilloporidae. Gene Ontology annotation, cellular component: respiratory chain complex I. Gene Ontology annotation, biological process: respiratory electron transport chain.